UUUUUUCUUGUUAUAUCUUUUUUCCAACACUUUGCGAGUGCCGUCGUACGCUUCGGAUAUUUUUUACCAUGCCCUUUCCACUCCCAGUGUCUAAAUGACCCGAUCCUUUUUUCUAUCACGUUUUCUUCGCCGUCAGCUUACCGCGCGAUUUUAGAUCGCGUUUGAACGGUGUGUGAAAAGUUCGCAACUAAAUCGGUGGUUGUUGGUCACGGACGGAGUUGAUCCGGUGAUUGAUAAGACAAAGAAAAGAUAAGUAAAAAGAGAAACAUGCGACACGUAAACGGUGAAUGAAAAUUUUACGCAUUUGCUAUAGAAAUGUUUCGUGUACGUGAAAUAAUUGUAUCGUGGUAGUGGUUUCUUUUGGUUGUUUUGGUAAAAAGUAAUCAUUCAACGAGUAUAUAAAUUGACAUGUUGGAAUGAUGUUUAAUAUUGUUGUGAAAUUAUUCGUUUAAAAAGAAAAAAAAAAAAAGAGUAACAUGCCAAGAAACAUCGAUCUGUGAUUGAUGCUGAUUUCUUUUUAUGUAUUUACCGUUCUCUUUAUCGAGUGGCUUGUUUUCGUGGCUGCUUGUACUAAAACUACAUUGUUUGUGAACGACGGCGAAGACGGGGAAAAUAAACGGAGAAGUUGUACGAGGAACGUGUUACAAAGAUAAUAUCGAUUUUCGAUUCGAUAUUGUGCAAAUGUGAGCCCCGAUUCGAUGUGGAUUAAUUAACGUAUCACGUGCAGCUUUGUGCACACACACACACAUGCAUACCUGGGAUUGAAUUAUUUUCCGCUACAGUUCUGACAGUGAAAGGAUACUAGUGGUGAUUUAAAAAAGUUAAAUAAUAAUCGAUAAUAGUGCGCCGAACUUGGUAUUAUAAAAUAUAAAAUGAGGGAACAGUGUGACGUCGACGUUGUGUUUAUUACUAUCGAGUAUUAUCGAAAUUUCUUUGCGAUAAGAGAGAUCACGUGCAACGAUUGAGAAGUUUUAUUUAUCAUCGUGAAACCGGCCGAACACGUGCGAGAGAAUUCGAAAGAAGGAAAAUCGGAAGGAUUUUCCGUGUUAAAAUAGGGACGAAAAUCGAUUAUAUAUCCGUUCCGCACCCUUCUUCGUUCAACUUCACUCCGCUGACGCGCGGAAUCGGGAUGAAACGGCGAAACGGAUCGGUGGGUAAAAAGGAACACUGCUAGGCGGUAUUACGCAGGCGCGAAUCACGUGUCGGUGAACGCGGGUGUGGAAAUUCAUGUAGAGCGGAAAAUGGGAGGGAAAAAUCCGAUUGUCUUUCGUUCGGUCGACCGGAAAAAGUGCGUGAAGUGAGAAAAACGAAAAGGAUAAAGUGAGACAAGUCCGACGGAUAAUUGUUUAUUACGAGUUGCGAGGAGCUAACAGCCGACAGUGAGGAGAAACAGAAACUCUCCGAAAAAGCUCGAAAGGUUCGCUUCGAGCCGAGUUUUUCAUUCCCCCCCCCGAGCUUCUCCGUCGGAGGUGCGAGCGUCGCGACGUCUUUCACACUGCUACCCGGAAGGGCGACGGAGAAUAAGGGCGGUACGUCAUCGAUGUGCGGUUUUUGAAAGCAGCUUGGAGGCCAGCCCGACGCAAUGCGUCGACGCUGCUGACGCAACGCGCCUGGAUGCGUCUCACUCUAAGCACGUUACCACAGCUUGCCGUCUUAGCGAAGAUUUUGUGCCUCCUGAUGGUGGUGAUGUGCGGAGCGGUGCCGGCGAUGGUGCGCUCCGUGAGUCUCUACUCGACCUGCAGCAGCGGAAAUGUCACUGUCCAAGACCGCUCCGUCAUGGCAGUAGGACGAACCGAAAGAAAUUCAGCUUACCAAAAGCUAACGACAAAGUCCGACGACUUCAGCGGGAAGCUGUACAUCUUUGCAGAGGAAAGCGAGCGAUAUAUAUGUUUCAACAAACGAUGGAAGCUAGUAGGCUUGCCAAGAAAACGAAAAGGACCGAUGUGCCAGUUCUACGAGGAGGACAACGGUUCGUACCUGAGGUACAGAAGCGCGGUGGACAAGACUCACUACCUGGGUUUCAACAAGCGGGGAAUGCCGCUGAAGGACGCCCAGGGACGGGACCAGUGUUUAAACUUCAUAAAGUACAACCCGCUCUUCAACAUCAAUCAGCACAACAUAAUGGUCGGCGGUAAUUUUGGCGGCGAGUUGAGGAAACCGGUGAUGCACAGGACGCCUAAAAAGUACCAAUCUGGGCACCACCACCAUCGGCACAAUCGCGGCAAGAUGCACGAGCAGCCGUUACUUCGGAGACGACUCGCGGGUAGAAUUCGCGAGGCCAAGAAGUACUGAGCUACCGAAGACUGUCGCCCGACUCCUACCGUUUUUAUUUUUUUUUCAACGGAGGUUUUCGAGCCAUAGAGACACUUUACGUCGUACGCGUGGGGGGACAAAAUUUCCCCUCUUCCCCCCUCCCCCCGUGUGUGCCCCCCCCUCCCGCCCCCGCCCCUUUAAAAAUGCCGCGUCGUGCUAUAAUGUCGUGUCGCUGCCAAGUAAGUAAAAAAAAAAAAAGUUGUAGUAGCUGUGUUCAGCGCGCGCGCGCUCUUACAGAUCAGACGACUGACUGAUAUAUUUAUAU
Molecule: messenger RNA, 2578 nt
Organism: Neodiprion virginianus
Lineage: Eukaryota; Metazoa; Arthropoda; Insecta; Hymenoptera; Diprionidae
Product: fibroblast growth factor 17-like
Exons: 5
Coding region: 1615-2292 (225 amino acids)
Molecular function (GO): growth factor activity
Source: RefSeq, a predicted model, not a curated record